AUUUAAAGAAGCAAUACGAGAGAAGACUGAACCGAAGGUGUGAAAAAGAUGGGGACUACCUGGGGUCCCAUCCCAAAAUAAUCAUCUGUCUUGCAUUCAGGAAGUUAACAAUUCUGUGUCUUUCCCCAUGAAGAGGGCUAGAAAGAAGUGAAUGAAGACAAAGAUAAUGCAUGGCAAUCAAAAGAAAAAAACAAAAACAAAAUAGGACAUCAAGCAUGCUAAUCAAUCAGAAAUAAAUAUCACAUUAGAAAUAAUAAAAAUGGGCAAAGAAAUAAAAAAGAAACAGAAAAUACCAAGAAAAUAAAACCCAUCCUGUCAACUUAAAACCAAAACAAUUCAGUUGAGGAAAAGACAGCACACCAAUGAGUCGUGCAAUCAAAUCAAACCCCAUGGUGCGAAAACAGGAGGGAAAAGAAAUUCCAAAGAAGAGGCAUCCAUGUCUCUUUCAGUCCCAGCAGACUGGAACAAAGACAGCACUAUCCCAGAAGCAAACCCCCGUGCCAACAUGGGUUUGGGACAGUGUCGCCGCCAGCACCUUCAAGCAGUCUCAGGGUUUCAGCCGCUGGGGAUCCCAUGGUUGUCUUCCCCAUCUAGAACUUCUACCUUGCGAUGUCUAUCCCGCUUUAAAUCACUUGAUAUCCACUUCUCAUGACUUCCUCUCUCUUCUUCGUCCCCUCCCCCUCUUCAUACAAAGUAUCUCUGAUCUUCACUCUGCUCUGGGAGUCACACAGUCUGCACUGACAGCUUGUAUAAGUAACUACGCGGUGAUCCGCCACCCGUCUCUCGUGGUGCAUCAACAACUAGUUGAUGGUGAACUAAGAUUAUCAUCGAUAAUCACUAAGCUCUCACUUGUCCUUCUCUUUCGCAUCAACCUUCAACGACGUCUUUCUUGCUUCCUUGCAAGAACUUCCUUGAUUCUCUGUUUCAUUCAACUUUUGUUUCGUCACCUUCUAUUGUUGUCUUUGACUGUUCAUUCAUCUAUUCGCUCCUCCCCCUCCUCCCGCCAGUAUUCAGUUCAUUCAGAACAAGACCACUUGCUUUAUUUAUUUGAUCUCCAUUCUUCUUUUCUUCUUCUCCUUCCCCUUCUUCCUUCCUUCAACUCUCUCUCUCUCUCAAUCCAUCAGUCUCCUUAGUGUUCAAGACAUUUGAUCAUUUCCGUCAAACGCGAAUGUGUUCGAGACUUGCUCUCAGAUGCAGAAUCCCUCCCCCCACUGAGUAAACGACUGACUGGUGUCCCUUGCACCUCACUGCGCCUUGCCCACCUAUUAGGCAUAAUCAACAUCCACUUUCCCCACAACUCAUUCCAUCGGAGCA
Aspergillus brunneoviolaceus CBS 621.78 is the source of this 1314-nucleotide messenger RNA. RefSeq lists its product as uncharacterized. Bases 363 to 1133 code for a protein of 256 amino acids. The transcript has a single exon. The record is from RefSeq and is a predicted model, not a curated record. NCBI's taxonomy places the organism in Eukaryota, Fungi, Ascomycota, Eurotiomycetes, Eurotiales, Aspergillaceae.